Spinacia oleracea (spinach) is the source of this 1799-nucleotide messenger RNA. RefSeq lists its product as uncharacterized. The record is from RefSeq and is a predicted model, not a curated record. The coding region runs from base 334 to 1464 and encodes 376 amino acids. NCBI's taxonomy places the organism in Eukaryota, Viridiplantae, Streptophyta, Magnoliopsida, Caryophyllales, Amaranthaceae. The transcript is spliced from 5 exons.
ACCCCAGUAGAAGUGUUCCCGCCCCAGCAAUUGAAAUUGCCCUCCCUUUCGCUCGUCAAUCCCCCCCCUCCUGAUUUUUUUUCAUUUCCAAACCCUUCAAAAAUCAAAACCCCCAAAUCCAAAUCCACCCAUUUUCUCUCUCCUUCCCCCUUUCCCCUAAAUAUUCGUUUUCCGCGCGAAUUCGCCAUCACUCAAAUCUCCGAUUGUCGCUUGUUUUCAGGCUUUCUCUCUCUCAAGUUUGAUUUUGUUGUAUAAAUUUUUGAUUAGGGUUUCAAAAGCAAAUCGAUUUCAAAUUUUGGUACUUUCUAGGAAAUCGUUGUUUAGAUUAAACUAAUGGGUGAGGAUAAAUCUGGAAAGAGCGAAAAUCGUCCAGCACUGGGUAAUAUAACAAAUCAACUUGGAAAAAGAGGGUUUUCUUUGAUUUCUCGCAGUCCACCCUCUAAAUCCAAGAGCUGUAAUAGUCAAAAUACUGAUGAUACAGUCAGCGAUUCCAAUUUCUGGAAGCAAGUUUCUUUGGUUGUUGAGAAAUUAGAAAACGAAAGAAGCGGUUCUUCCGCCAAAUGCCCUAAGAUUACUAAUGAAGUUGGGUUGUCGCCUUUGAGAGGCGGUAAGACCUAUCGAUUACUUAAUACUCCUGUCCGUUCUCGAAAGAGUUUGCCUGAUGUUUCUCAUGAGACUAAGGAGCCUUCUAGUUCUGCGUUAGAUAAUAUAGAUUUGGAUGCUGUUAAUGUGGGUGAGAGUUUGAAGGAAAGUCGUGUUCCGGAGGUGAAAUCCGGUGAGGACUUAAGGGAUUGUGUUGAGGGUGGAAAGGAAUACCAAGGUGAGGAAACUAGAGAAACUCCUGAUGUUGCAGAAAUUGGCAGCACUAAUGAAGGUUUGGAAACCCGAGUUGUGAGUGACAAUGGAAGGGAUGUUGGUGUUGAGUGCUUGACAACUAGUCAAUCUGAAUCAGCCGUGAGUUCGAGAUUGAACGCGUCCCAGGAGUUGAAAGGAUUUGGAUUAGAGAGAUGCACGGCAUUGAAAGGGGGUGAUGAUGGCUGUAGUUUGGAUGGUGGUAUUGACUCAUUGAAGAAUUGCUCAUGUUCAUUUUGCAGCAAAGCUGGUUAUAUAUGGUCUGAUCUGCAUUAUCAGGAUGUCAAAAGCCGAAUAUCAAUAAUGGUGAAAAGUCAAAAGGAAGCUAGCAAUUUGGUACAAAAAUACUCUGUGGAAAAUGAAAUUGGCAGCCACACCCAAGAGAGCUUCAAUAAUGUCGCCCAAUUAGAAACUGAUCUCACGAGUCAUUGGAGAUCACUAUUUCUUCACAUGGAGGAUAUGUUCGGUAGUGAAGGCAGCCAACUACAAAACAAUUUUCUUGCUCUGAAGGAUUUAAGAGAUGACUAUAAGAUGAAUUUAGAGAUGAUAAAUGGAAUGCCUUCGGAUGUGCAGCAAUGUUCUUCAGAUGGUUCUGAUCAUACAAUAGUUUAGGAAGUUUGGUCUUUGCAGGUCUGGCCCUUUCUACCCCCUUGUCUCAAUUUAGAAUUGUUUUAGUAGCCUGAAUCACAUCCCUGUGUUAUGUCAUUAGCGUGUCUGUAGUUGUGUAUCAAUGUAAUACGUAUACUACAAACAAAGACUUCUGGCAGCAACACAAUUUGCAAAAGUUGAUCGUAGAAGCUAUGUUUCAGAUCUAUGUUACCAUGUAUAUUUGGCCCUCUAUGAAAAAGCUUCAAUUACAUUGAAUAACAUUCCAUUUCACCCUAACCACCCUGAUAUAACACGAAUUCUAUUGGAAGGUUCAAGUAUUGAGCUAAUGAAUGCUUUUA